Messenger RNA from Penicillium subrubescens, 1917 nucleotides. RefSeq names its product E1 ubiquitin-activating protein ubaB. The transcript has 10 exons. The coding region runs from base 1 to 1917 and encodes 638 amino acids. The record is from RefSeq and is a predicted model, not a curated record. Gene Ontology annotation, biological process: protein sumoylation. Lineage: Eukaryota; Fungi; Ascomycota; Eurotiomycetes; Eurotiales; Aspergillaceae. Gene Ontology annotation, cellular component: cytoplasm; SUMO activating enzyme complex. Gene Ontology annotation, molecular function: SUMO activating enzyme activity.
AUGGGAGCCAGCUCUAUCAAGCGCUCCCUUGGAGUCGACCUGACGAACAAGAUCAAGGAGUCGCGCGUACUCCUGGUCGGCGCUGGUGGCAUCGGUUGCGAGCUACUUAAAAACCUCGUCCUUACCGGCUUCGGCGAAGUCCACAUAAUCGAUCUGGAUACUAUCGACCUCAGUAACCUGAAUCGACAGUUCCUCUUCCGCCAUGAACAUAUCAAGAAGCCCAAAGCCCUGGUUGCGAAAGAAGUUGCGCACAAUUUCAAGCCUGGCGCUAAGUUGGAGGCCUAUCAUGCGAACAUCAUGGACCGCCAAUUCAACGUGGAUUGGUUCAAGACAUUCAACAUUGUUUUCAACGCCCUGGACAACUUGGCGGCUCGACGUUAUGUCAACCGGAUGUGCCUUGCAGCCGGUGUGCCUCUGAUCGAGAGUGGAACCACCGGCUUCAACGGACAGGUCCAGGUCAUUAGAAAGGGUGAAACCGAGUGUUACGAUUGCAAUCCCAAAGCCACACCCAAAUCCUUCCCCGUCUGCACCAUUCGUACUACACCAUCACAACCCAUCCAUUGCAUUGUAUGGGCGAAGAGCUACCUUAUGCCACAGCUUUUCGGGGCAAGCGAAGACGAAGAGGCUGAGCUUGAUACGACAGAGAACGCCGAGAAUGCCGAAGAAAUCGCGAACCUGAGGAAAGAGGCAGAAACUUUGAAAGUGAUUCGAGAAUCCAUGGGAUCUGAGGAAUUCUCUAAAAACGUGUUCAAGAAGGUCUUUGAAACCGACAUGGAGCGACUUCGUGGCUUGGAAGGCAUGUGGACGGAACGCGAAGCGCCAAAAGUACUGAUUUUCGACGAGCUCCAAGAAAGCUCUACGUCCACCAAGCUUCCAAAUUCGAAUGGCGAUCAGAGCGAGUGGAGCAUGGAGGAGAACUUUGUUGUUUUCAAGGACAGCUUGGAUCGCCUAAGCAAACGUUUGAAGGAGCUUCAGGCGAAGAAUUCACCAGACGACCCUGAACCAAUCCUGACCUUUGAUAAGGACGAUGAAGAUACCCUGGAUUUUGUCACGGCUACGGCAAAUCUACGGGCAGACUCCUUUCACAUUGGUCGCACAUCAAAAUUUGAUACCAAGCAAAUGGCGGGUAACAUCAUCCCCGCUAUCGCCACUACCAAUGCAAUGACUGCUAGUCUCUGUGUUCUUCAAUCCUUCAAGGUGCUUCAAAACGAUCUGGCACAUGCCAAAAUGGUUUUCCUUGAGAGAUCUGGCCCACGUGCAAUCAAUUCGGAAAAACUAAGACCCCCUCACGCCGACUGCAGUGUAUGCUCCAUCGUGCGAGGGGGUAUCUCAGUCGACCCAAAUGCAACAUUGCAAGAUCUUGUGGAAGGCGUGCUCCAGCAGGAGCUUGGCUACACAGAAGAGAUGUCUGUCCUGACUGACGAGGGCGUUAUCUACGACCCUGAACUGGAGGACAACCUCCCUAAGAAGCUAUCAGAACUGGGAAUAAAGAGCGACUCUUCCUUGAUUAUCAAGGACGAGGAUGACGAGGAGAAAGAUCCUCGCGUCGACCUAGAAUUCAGGGUUGUCGAAAGAAUUGAGCCGUUGGAAGAUUCGAAGCCAGUUACGCUAGUAGAGCCUCUCGACAUACCACGCCGGUCCAGGAAGGUCGAGCCUGAACCAGACCUUCCAAGCGUGAUGAACGGUACAUCGACCACCGGUAAACGCAAGCGUGAAGGCGAAGACGAGCCUUUGACGAACGGUCAUGUUGCUAAGAAAGUUGCUGGCGAGUCAACACAGAACGGUAACGAAGGUGCGGUCGUUAUCGAUGAUGCUGAGGGUAUCGCCAAGGAAGUUGCUGGCGAGUCAGCACAAAAAGUUGAUGAAGAUGUCGUCGUCAUCGAUGAUGAUGAGGGUGCUAUCUUGAUCGACGAUUAG